CGAAAGGCGCCGCUCCGUGUGCCCGACACUCUUUGAUGUGCUAGUUUGUAAAUACAAACUAAAAGGGACUUUAGAAUGCCGAUGAAGGGACGCUUUCCGAUCAGGAGGACUCUCGAAUACCUCCAGAAGGGCGACAUCGUCUUUAAAAACCGAGUGAAGAUCAUGACGGUCAAUUACAACACGAGCGGAGAGCUGAGCGACGGCGCAAGAAAGUUUGUAUUCUUCAAUAUCCCUCAGAUUCAGUACAAAAACCAGUGGCUUCAAAUAAUGAUGUUCAAGAACAUGACGCCAUCUCCGUUCCUGAAGUUCUACCUGGACGACGGGGAGCAAGUUCUGGUGGAUAUGGAAGGGAAGGACUACAAACAGAUUUCACUACAUGUCAAGAAGAUUCUGGGCAAAUCAGAAGAGGUUCUACAAGCCGAGGCCCAGGCCAAGAUGCAGGCCUCCAACCCCGCCAACUUUGGGCCCCGGAAGUACUGUCUGCGAGAGUGCAUCUGCGAGGUGGAGGGCCAGGUGCCGUGUCCCGGCACCACGCCGCUGCCCAAGGAGAUGACGGGAAAACAUCGCACCCGGAUGGCGGCGGCGCAGGAGUGAGGCGCCGCAGUGUCACGUUUCGAUUUCGUACGACGGCAUCAAAAGGACCUCGGCGCCGCGGAUUCAGCUGUAAAUACGAGUGACUGGAUGGAUCCCGCUGUGCCGGAGGUCCAACGUCUCCGGUCCAGGAGCGGCAGGAAACCACAGACAUCUUUUAUGGGCGCUUUUGGAUUUUUUUUUUUCCAGUGUCAACACUGCGAUGUAAACAUUGAAAUAAAACCAAUUCGCCUGCCGUGUGAACAACAUCAAGUAAGCAUGACCACAAUAUUUAAGAAGAGGGAGAAUGGCUGAGAUUCAAAUAAUGAAAAGACAAAGCGUUUUCUGAGAACUAUUUUUUUUUUUUUUUAUUGGUGCGGUGAUGGAAGUUCGUGCUUAAAAAAAUGUUGGCAAAAAAAUAAAAAUCACACACAGAGAAGCUCCUUGAGUCAUCCGCGCUCACGAAACAUUUUCACGUGUUCUGCUUCUGUGUGGAUGUCAGAUAUUAGUGUGAGAUCAACAAUACACACACAGUGUGAAGCACUAUGACGACAAAGGGCAGAUAAUACUUGUUGGCAUCGAUGUAGUGACAUUUUAUCUGACAAACCAAAAAAUGUUUACAUUAACCCAAAGAAUUGAAAGUAACGUCAGUAACACUGAUUUUAGUGCGUUCUAGUGUUUUA
Pungitius pungitius (ninespine stickleback) is the source of this 1253-nucleotide messenger RNA. It is a transcript of the gene mrps25, whose product is annotated as mitochondrial ribosomal protein S25. The transcript is spliced from 4 exons. Gene Ontology annotation, cellular component: mitochondrion. Gene Ontology annotation, molecular function: structural constituent of ribosome. Lineage: Eukaryota; Metazoa; Chordata; Actinopteri; Perciformes; Gasterosteidae. Bases 76 to 594 code for a protein of 172 amino acids. The record is from RefSeq and is a predicted model, not a curated record.